Messenger RNA from Hippoglossus stenolepis (Pacific halibut), 2150 nucleotides. RefSeq names its product adenosine kinase. Gene Ontology annotation, molecular function: adenosine kinase activity. Lineage: Eukaryota; Metazoa; Chordata; Actinopteri; Pleuronectiformes; Pleuronectidae. The coding region runs from base 113 to 1186 and encodes 357 amino acids. The transcript is spliced from 11 exons. Gene Ontology annotation, cellular component: cytosol; nucleus. Gene Ontology annotation, biological process: purine ribonucleoside salvage. The record is from RefSeq and is a predicted model, not a curated record.
CACCACCACCAUCCUCUUCCUCUUCCUCCUCUGUGUGUGUGUGGAGAGAAGCAGCAGCAGCCUCCUCUUCUUCCUCCUCUUCCUCCUCCUCGACAGCCUCCUGUUUUUAAAAAUGUCGGAGGAAGAACCAAACAUGUCGACAAGGAGGAAAUCAUUGUUAAGUGAAAACACGCUUUUUGGGAUGGGAAACCCCUUGCUGGACAUUUCAGCUGUUGUGGACAAAGAUUUCCUUGACAAGUUUGGACUGAAGCCCAACGACCAGAUCCUCGCUGAAGACCGGCACAAAGCCUUGUUUGAAGAAAUUGUCAAGAGGAACAAAGUUGAAUAUCACGCUGGUGGCUCAACCCAGAACUCAGUGAAAAUUGCUCAGUGGAUGAUCCAGAAACCCCACAAGGUGGCCACCUUCUUCGGCUGCAUCGGCACCGACCACUUCGGGGCGAUCCUGAAGAAGAAGGCCGAAGAAGCCCACGUCGACGCCCAUUACUACGAGCAAAACGAGGAGCCGACCGGUACUUGUGCAGCCUGCAUCACCGGGGACAACAGGUCCCUUGUUGCUAACCUGGCAGCGGCAAACUGCUACAAAAAGGAAAAACACCUGGACUUGGACGGCAACUGGGAGCUGGUGAAGAAAGCCAAGGUCUAUUAUAUUGCGGGAUUUUUCCUGACUGUGUCCCCGGAGUCGAUCCUCAAAGUGGCGAAGCACGCUUCAGAAAACAACAAAAUCUUCAGCGUGAAUCUCUCUGCACCUUUCAUCAGCCAGUUCUUCAAAGAGCCGUUGAUGAUGAUCAUGCCUUACGUCGACAUCCUGUUUGGCAACGAGACGGAGGCGGCCACGUUUGCCAAAGAGCUGGGCUUUGAGACAGAUGACAUUGCAGAGAUCGCCAAGAAGACCCAAAACCUCCCCAAGGCCAAUGGGAAGAGGCAGCGAGUGGUGGUCUUCACUCAGGGCAAGGACGACACUGUCGCGACUGUUGGUGAGAAGGUGACCAUGUUCCCCGUUUUGGACAUCGACCAGAACGAUAUUGUGGACACUAACGGUGCAGGAGACGCCUUCGUGGGAGGAUUCCUCUCGGCGUUGGUCCAGGAGCACGCGUUGGAGGAGUGCAUCCGGGCCGGACACUACGCCGCCAACGUCAUCAUCAGACGGGUCGGGUGCACUUUCCCAGAGAAGCCCGGCUUUCACUGAUGCAGCCGAGCUCUGCUCAUUUGUCGUUUCCAUAAGAUAUCCGGAUAUGUUUGCUUCAUGUGGAGUAUUCUAUUUACUGACUGCAUGGGACUAUGUGCCUCAGGUUGGUUAUUUUGUCAAGCUCGAAUAAGCAGCUCACAUGUUCUAAGUCAGACACUGUGUUAAUAUCAAAUGUUGGGAUAAUAUUGUCAUAUUUAAAGGAGCAUUCCACUGAAAGUAUUAAAAUCUCAAUGCCUGUUGGCCUGAAAAGGUGGAAACUUUACUCCUGCAGCAUAAUCAACUUCUCCACCAUUGAUCCAUAUAUUUUCUAUGUUCGAAACUCAUAGUUUCUACACAGCCGAGCGAAAUACGCCCCAGUAUCACUUCCUCAUUGAAGCUGAAGCCUUGCUGGGCGUAGUGUAUUAACAUUAUUUGCAAAGCAGCGACAGUUUGGAUAAUACUGAAGAUUUGAUCAGUGGUGGAGAAGUACAUUAUUCAGCAUAGGAGGUUAAAAAAGUUUCCACGGAUGUGUGGCUCUGAAAAGUCGGUUUCCUGCUCCUUCGUGUAGGAGUUACAAUCAUUAAACACCCAUUGAAACUUGCCCACGCUUACACUCAAUAUGUUCCCUAAUUAUUAAAGCUUCACCGAUACAUUUCUAAUUAUUUUUUAAGCCUCUGUGCUAUGAGGUGGAAAUAGUUUAUUAAGUAUUGUAAACUAUAAGUGCCAUUCUUCAUUUUUCAGCAAGCUGCAAACUGCUAAGAGCCAUUUUCAAGCCUGCAGGGGGCGCAUGUUGUGGUACUAAAUACUUGUGGCAUACUUAAUGGUACAUUUUCCUUUGAUAUUCAGUGGUAAUGCUGCAGAAAUCAUGAACCUCAUGCUUUCCAAUAUCCACAAGUAAUAUCCACAAUAUCCAUUUGUAAGAGGACAAAACUGGACAGAAUUGGAUUUUCUUUGUUAUUACAUAAAUAAAAUAAUAUCAAACUCA